Aedes albopictus (Asian tiger mosquito) is the source of this 2326-nucleotide messenger RNA. RefSeq lists its product as uncharacterized. The transcript is spliced from 2 exons. Bases 514 to 2004 code for a protein of 496 amino acids. The record is from RefSeq and is a predicted model, not a curated record. Lineage: Eukaryota; Metazoa; Arthropoda; Insecta; Diptera; Culicidae.
UUAUCGUUGGUUUUAUUUUCCCUUAUAGAGAUUUCAUAAUUUAUUGAAAUUUUUAAUAUAAAUUGUAUAUUUGAAGUACUCACCAUUAGUCUCGAACUUAGACCUUCCUCUUUAUAAUCAGGAUGCAUACCACUUCACCAUAUGAAUUUUGCUGGACUCCAUUGGAUUUUACUCCAUGCGUUGAUUUCAGAAUUAAAAUUCUAUAUCAUAAACGCUUUAGAACUUUUUAUAAACUUAAAAAUCAUUGAUAAGUUCAUCUGAAACCCAUUAUGAACAUCAAAGUUUACAUUGAGUUCACGCGAAACUUUUCGUAAACUCACCUUGACAGUUCUUGUUUGUUUUGUUUCUGCUGCAGCUUUCUCGCGAACCUCAAAUCAUUCGAGCUACAUUUCUGUUGCGGUCAAGCGAAAUCUUUUAAUUUAUUACUUGUGAUACUGGUUUACUCGCUAAGGUACGUCUAUUGACUUGAAUAAUUAUAAAUGCCCAUUAAAUAAUUCAUCCAAACCUACAGCAAUGCCAUUCGCCGUCGUAGAAACGACCAACGCCAGAGGCUGCAAAGAAUUGUCGGUUGUUCCAGAUAAAUGGCUGCGAAGCUCCCGAAACGGAAACAUUGUUCUUUGGCCGAACGCAAAAACCGUCUCGGAGCAAGAAAAGUUGAUCCGUGAUGAAGGGAGCUGUCCAAAGAAAUCGUGGCUCAAAUAUAAAUGCAUGGUUAAACGGAAUCCGGUUUCAUCUUUUGCUGAGGCAAAGCGAUUAUUGGAAGAACUAUCUGGCGAGUCAUCUUCCGACGUCAGUGAACUCCAGCGACGUAAAAGAAAGGCCACCAGCCGCGACACCAAUGUUUUCCAAAAAAUGCUCAUUCUGGAAAACACGAGCCUCCACCCAUCUCUCCCAGCACCUCAAGCUUCAACAUCGAACGUACAACUUCCAGCUGCCGCCAACGACUCGCUGGUAUCACAUUCGCCGCUUCCCAUCGUCAUCGAGGUAAGAGGUAAUGCUGGUGAUGCAUUUCAUCCGGAAAGUACAUCCCUACCUGCAUCAUCACAAGCCCCUGUGUUUGCUCCAGUCAUUGAAAACAACGCUGAAACAUCUCCGUAUGAAAUUCUUCCGCAAGGACCAGCACAGUCCAGCCACUGUGGCUAUGAGGAAGUCGCCGAGGACAACAUCGCUACCGUUCAAUAUGUGACAUACGAGUCAGAGCAUCAAGCAGGUGAAACCAACAAUGCAGUACACAAAUUGUUGACUGAAAUCUUGGAACAGCAGCAGCAAAUCAAUCGUCGUUUAGAUCUGCUUGAAAGGCGUGUAGCGGACAUCGCCACACAAAAUGAGUUCAUCUUGGACGCCAUCCGAAAAUUGAGCUCGUGUGCCGCAAAUAACCCGGAAGAGCCACUGUCUUUCCGAUUCGAUCCCAUGGAACAGGACCAACAGCUUGCUGACCUGGAGGAAAAACUGGCGGAUAACGAAUUCAGAUCAAACAUGGUUAAAUGGUUGCGCCUGAACGUCAGUGGUGACUGUGCAGAUAAUCGCAUGCUUUGCGUUCUGGAUAUGCUAUUCAGUAAAGAUUUUCAAACGAAGUGCACGUGGACGGGAGCUAGUCGGAAAGGGCCUAAGCUUGCCAUAAUGCCAAACCGCAAUAUUCUUCAGGUUUUCCAGCAGAUCGGAAGCGACGAAACGGAAGUCGUCACCCAACGGAAGCUGGCGGACUUUUUUAAGAAAAAACUGAAGAACUCGCUCAAACGCUCGAUCGCUAUUGGCAUUCGUCGAGGAACCCGGCAUGUAAGACGCAGGAAACAAACGAAGGCAUUGGAGCAGGACGUGAAAUCGGAACCUGUUGGUGGAUCGUGCAACGCAUUAGGUGACCAGAUCGAUGAAGCUGCGAUGAGUUGCGAGAGUUUCGAUGAGCCCGAGUCUGAGGAUGCUGGUUCGGCCGUAAACUCUUCAGACGCUUUAGAUCAUGCAGACAUUCCAACCGACUCGAGUGAUGUGAACGAUUCCAGCGAAUAACUGCACGCACUGAUUAACUGUUAUCAAAGACUGCAUAUAACGAAGACUUUAAGAUUUUUUUUAAUGCAGGUUUUAAUCAAAAAAAAUAUUUUUAUUCUCAUAAUAUUUUACAUGAAAGUACAUGAAAAGGCUUUUUUUUCAAUCAUUGUUAUCUGAUUAUUUUUCUUUAGAAGUCAAUUUACAUAAAUAUGUAAUCUUCUCUUUCAUACGCAAAAUGGUUUUGAAUUAUUUUAAUUUUCUGUUCAUCGUAAAAUAUUUCAACUGUUGGAUUUUAUAAAUGUAUGCACCAAUGGAAUAAACACUUGAUGAUCCCCAAAUUCAA